GGACUUCAAUUCAAUCGAAUAUAUAUCGUAAAAUUAGUAGUGCUAUCUCUAAGAAUACGCGUCCGUCAAAAACAAACAACAAACAGAAAUAUACUCUCGAGCAAGCAAUAUAUCCGAAUGAAUACAAUUUUUUUCGUUGUAAAUGUAAAACAAUACCACAAUUGUCAAAUACUGUUUGUCUAUACUUCCUGCUAAUUUUCUACAAAAGUAAAGAGAUCGUAAAAUGCAUCCAGGGCAAAUCGAAGUCAACGAAAUCACCGGCUAUUGGACAUUUCUGUUGAGCAUCGACUGGAAAGAUCCCUGGCUUAUAGCAUUGAUAUUGCUACAUGUGUUGACAACAAGCACAGCUUUGUUAACCCGCAACAACACAAACUUUCAAGUAUUUCUCUUUCUUGUGCUAUUGUCCAUAGUAUAUUUUUCAGAGAGCAUCAACGAGUAUGCGGCUGAGAAUUGGAAAACAUUCUCGAAGCAGCAAUACUUUGAUGACAACGGUUUGUUUAUCUCUACCGUCUUCUCCAUACCAAUAUUACUGAACUGCAUGCUUUUGAUUGGCACUUGGUUGUACAACGCAACACAGAUGAUGGCCACGUUGAAGACGGCUCAGCUCAAGGAGCGGGCGCGAAGGGAGCGCAACGCUAAUAAUAGUACAGCUGGCACGCCCACAUGCCCGGAUAAGCCUUUAAAAUCAGACUAAUCGGAAUACGUUACAUGUUCACUCAAUUAAUUAUUGAAGCCAUUAUCGGAAGUCAGGUGUAUUUGCAAUGCUUUUUUUUGUUUAUAUGUGUUGCGCCCUUAAUUGUAAUGAUAAUAAAGCAGUCAGGGUAGUGAGUAAAAAGUUAGAUUAAUUCGUUUGUUUGAUUGGAUUUGAAAGACCAAGUAAACGACUAUUUAGUAUAUUAUAUGUUUUAUUUGACAGUUGGUAAUAUACUAAGAGUAUGUGUAUUCUAAUUUGCUGGAUCAUUUUAGUGCUUUCGCCGAACUGGUCACACUGACUAGUCGGUGGUUGAAAGUAGUCAAGUGCAGCAGCAGCGGGCGACGUUUUUUUACCGCUGCGUAAACAAAAUUUUUUGUUGAUAAGAAAGAUAUUCUUUACAUCGAAUAAGCAAGUUAAACGCGCAUUGUGUAUUAAAGAAGUUAGUAAACUGUAGGUAUUAAUUAACUUACAUUUGUGAACCCAGCUUACGACGCUGUUCCGUGCGUGAGUGUGAGUGCGUGUGCUUAUGUGUGUGUGCGUCUCGGUCUCGGGCUGCGAAACCAAGUCGAGAAGAUAGCCCGAAAAAACAGAAACAGCAACAGAAGUUGUAUCUGUCUGUCAACGUAUUUUAUACGAUUAAAAGUAAACGCAAUUGCAAAGGGCGCACACAUAAAAUAAAAAACCGCUUAAGCCGUGAAAUAUAGAUUGAAAUUUAUCAAACAAAACGGCAGGUGAAAAACAUACAAAAAAAAAAACACUCAACCAUAAGUACGCAAGGAAAGAAGAAGCAG
This is a messenger RNA of Drosophila sulfurigaster albostrigata, 1485 nucleotides long. It is a transcript of the gene Tmem18, whose product is annotated as transmembrane protein 18. Gene Ontology annotation, cellular component: nuclear membrane. The transcript is spliced from 4 exons. The record is from RefSeq and is a predicted model, not a curated record. The coding region runs from base 224 to 694 and encodes 156 amino acids. NCBI's taxonomy places the organism in Eukaryota, Metazoa, Arthropoda, Insecta, Diptera, Drosophilidae.